Molecule: messenger RNA, 3817 nt
Organism: Serinus canaria (Common canary)
Lineage: Eukaryota; Metazoa; Chordata; Aves; Passeriformes; Fringillidae
Gene: FBXL20
Product: F-box and leucine rich repeat protein 20
Exons: 16
Coding region: 116-1426 (436 amino acids)
Biological process (GO): SCF-dependent proteasomal ubiquitin-dependent protein catabolic process
Cellular component (GO): SCF ubiquitin ligase complex
Molecular function (GO): protein binding
Source: RefSeq, a predicted model, not a curated record
GGUCGAAGUUGAGGCCGGAGCGGACGCGGCGGCGGCGCCGGGCGGAGGCCGCGGCUCCGGCACCCCCGAACCCCCCGGGCCUCGCGCCCCCCGCCGCCCCCGCGCCGGCCCCGCCAUGCGCAGGGAGAUGAACGGGGUCACUAAGAGCCGCUUUGAGAUGUUCUCAAACAACGAUGAGGCUGCAAUCAACAAAAAACUGCCCAAAGAGCUGCUGCUUCGAAUUUUCUCUUUCCUGGAUGUGGUCACUCUGUGUCGUUGUGCUCAAGUUUCCAGGGCAUGGAAUGUUCUGGCCCUGGAUGGCAGUAACUGGCAGCGAAUUGACCUGUUUGAUUUCCAGAGGGAUAUUGAGGGCCGAGUGGUGGAGAACAUCUCCAAGAGAUGUGGGGGAUUCCUGCGGAAGCUGAGCCUGCGCGGCUGCCUGGGAGUGGGGGACAACGCCUUAAGGACCUUUGCCCAGAACUGCAGGAACAUCGAAGUGUUGAACCUCAAUGGUUGUACCAAGAUCACGGACGUCACCUGCACCAACCUCAGCAAGUUCUGCUCCAAACUCAGGCACCUGGAUUUGGCUUCCUGCACCUCCAUAACCAACCUGUCCCUGAAAGCACUCAGCGAGGGAUGCCCGCUGCUGGAACAGCUCAUCAUCUCCUGGUGUGACCAAGUGACCAAGGAUGGGAUCCAGGCGCUGGUGCGGGGCUGCGGGGGGCUCCGGGCCCUGUCCCUCAAGGGCUGCACCCAGCUGGAGGACGAGGCCCUCAAGUUCAUUGGUGCCCACUGUCCCGAGCUGGUGACCCUGAACCUGCAGACCUGCCUGCAAAUCACAGAUGAUGGGCUGAUCACCAUCUGCAGGGGCUGCCACAAGCUGCAGUCCCUGUGUGCUUCUGGCUGCUCCAACAUCACCGACGCCAUCCUCAACGCCCUGGGACAGAACUGCCCGCGCCUCCGAAUAUUGGAAGUGGCGAGGUGUUCCCAGCUGACCGACGUGGGCUUCACCACCCUGGCCAGGAAUUGCCAUGAGCUUGAAAAAAUGGAUCUGGAAGAGUGUGUCCAGAUUACAGACAGCACACUAAUCCAGCUCUCCAUACACUGUCCACGGCUGCAGGUCCUGAGUUUAUCCCACUGCGAGCUGAUCACGGACGAUGGGAUCCGUCACCUGGGCAACGGCGCCUGCGCCCACGACCGGCUGGAGGUGAUCGAGCUGGACAACUGCCCCCUGAUCACCGACGCCUCCCUGGAGCACCUCAAGAGCUGCCACAGCCUCGAGAGGAUAGAACUGUACGACUGCCAGCAGAUCACGCGGGCCGGGAUCAAGAGACUCAGGACCCACCUGCCCAACAUCAAAGUCCACGCCUACUUCGCCCCGGUGACCCCCCCGCCCUCGGUGGGCGGCAGCCGACAGCGCUUCUGCAGAUGCUGCAUCAUCCUAUGACCCUGGAGCCUCCUCCCGCAGGCUGGGGCUGGAACCACGCCCGGGAGCUCCGGGCACGCCAGAACCUUGGAGGAAAAGCGCCCCCAGUGUCAUUUGCCAGGGCCAGUGAGCAGGGCUGGGCUGCCCUGCAGCCACCCACACACCCCCUGUGAUCCCGGCGGGAUGAGGGACUGGGGAUGGAGCUGCAGCUGGGCCGGCUGUUCCCGGCCUGGAUCGGCCUGAUCCUGAACCAUUCCUGCUGGGAAUUGCUGGGAAUAGCCCUGGCCAGGAGGGGAGGGCUCCCAGCCUGGAGGGACUGAUGCUGCUGGUGAGGUUGGAAAAGGAACCGAGAUCCUUGGAAGUGGGGAGAGGGGAGAGGAGAGGAACAUGCUUUAACCCUUUGUGCAGAAGGAAAAACCCCAACAAACCCUGAGAACCCCAACAAAACCUGAGAACCCCAACAAAACCUGAAAACCCCAACAAAACCUGAGAGCCCCAACAAAUCCUGAGAACCCCAACAAAACCUGAAAACCCCAACAGGUUCCAUGUCCGUUUGUCAGUGAGGGAAUGGAGCAGCAGCUGCUGAGCCAGGAUUUCCCUGGGAUUCAGGAUUUCCCUGGGGUCCAGGAUUUCCCUGGGAUUCAGGAUUUACUUGGGAUCCAGGAUUUCCCUGGGAUUCAGGAUUUCCUUGGGAUUCAGGAUUUCCCUGGGAUCCAGGAUUUCCCUGGGGUCCAGGAUUUCCCUGGGAUCCAGGAUUUCCCUGGGGUCCAGGAUUUCCCUGGGAUCCAGGAUUUCCCUGAGGUCCAGGAUUUCCCUGAGAUCCAGGAUUUCCCUGGGAUCCAGGGUUCCCCUGUGCUUCCCUGCUCCCACCUGAGCAUGCUCACAUGAAGGCUCAUCUUCCCCAUUUCAGAGGCUUCCCAGAUUGUUGUGAUAGAGCUUGGAAUUUCGAAUUCCACAUAUUUUACCCUCCCCAAAUCCUCCUUUUUCCUUUUUUUUUUUUUUUUUUUUUCCCAAAUUCAGUCAUUUCUUGAGAUUUCCCAGCCCAAAGCCACAAAUCCAUAAGGAAUUUUUUUCCCAGGAGAAGCCUGAGACUGUGAUGAGCUGUCAGGAAGAUUUUAAAGGAGCACAGGGAGCUGCACCCCAGGCUGUGUGAUCAGAGAUUGAGUGUCCAAACUUAUCCCAAAUCCAGGUUUUAUCCCAAUGACAAGGAUAGGGAAGAAUAUCUGUACAAAUCUGUAAUUCUCAGCACAGGGAGAAAGUUCCAGUCCGUGUCCCAAGGACUGUGAGUUCCCUCCUCCUGUCCUUUCCCUCCAUCCCUCCCCCAAGGAAAAGCCAAGUAGAGCUUUUUGCUUGUUGCCCUGAUGAAGAAUUAAGGAUUCCCUGAUGGAGCAGGGCUGGGAUCCUCCCUCACUCCCUGCCCUCCCCACCUGCCCAGGUAAGUGUGGUGCCCUGCAGGGAGCCCUGGAUGGGCUUUGGGUGUGCCAGGCCCAGCUCUGGGGGAGGGGUGGGGGGGUUGGGGGCUGCUUUUUUGGGGUGUUUCAGGCUCCAGGGGAGCCCAGACUGAUGAAAUUCCAGGGUGGAACUGCUGGGCAGAUCCCAAGGGUCGAAGGGGGCAGGGCUGGGCAGGUCCGUGGGUCCGUGUCCGUCGUUCCCGCUGUCCGUGCGGGGAGCUCGGGGCUGGAGCCUCCCUGCACCGAGGGCUUCGGCUCCCCUGGGUGCUGAGGAACCUCCUGGUGGGGAAGGAGCAGCUGCAGCACCAGGAGUGGCUGCUUUAGGGGCUGGGCAGGGGGAUUUUCCCACCAGGAAUUCCAAGGACAGUGAGCUGUUCCCAGCAGGAGGGUCCCAGGUGCCCCUGGAGCUGCUCCCCUUCAUCUCCCCCAGUCUGUGCUCACCCUGCUGGGAGCAGCUCCAGGCUGCUGUGGUUAAAAGGAUACUGUCAAUGCCCUCCUGUAGAUGGCUUUUAAUCCCUUAUAUUUAUUCAAAUCCUCUUUAGCGCUGUGGAUUCUCCCCCUCUCCUCGGGCGCCUUCAUUUCCAGAACUUUCUCCAGGUGUCAGGGUGGCAGAAGAUGGUGGUGACAGACUGGACGGGCGAGGGGUCACCCAGCAAUCACAGGAUUUGCACAACUCUGGGAAAAUAAAAAAAACAAACCCCUUUUGUUUAGUUCCUACUGUGGCAGGGGAGAGCGAAGAGCGGGGUUUUGGCUGGCUGAUCCCUUUGUAACAGAGCAGAGUUUUCCUGCAAAACUCCUGAACACAGAACCCAAAGCAAUUUAUUUUCUGUUUGCAGACCAGGGUGACAGCAUUAAGGUAGCUCAAACUUCUUGACAGUGUCCUUUUAAGUCAAUUAUCCGUCUUCAAAUGGACUCUUCCUGAUGUUUAUAUUUAUAAAUACCAAUAAACACCAUUUUCCAA